AUGGAUUGUGGUGACGAUAACGAUGCACGUCUACAACCGCUAUCUGGUACUCCCUCAUCAACUUCCCUUGCAGACCACAAUGACGCAAAGGACACAAACAACAGCUACAUCAAUCGCGCUUCCAAUGCUCAUGGUCGUGAUGAAGGCCAAACAAGCCUCGCGGCCCGCAAAACAGCGGCUUUGACACUCUUGCAUCUAAGACAGCAAGAAGAGGAGAAGGAGGCUGCUGCUGCUGCUGCUGCCGCUAUGCGAGCAUUGCCCUCCUCCUCCUCUCUUUCAUCAUUCGUCUCUCCCCCACCUACAUCGGGGCAACCUUCGCCUACACUGUCGGCUGUGGGCACUACUACUCCCAGGGGAGACACUACAACUGUUGGUACUGUUACUACCACCACCACUAUUGAUAAUAACAUGGAGCCAUCAGCCCCACCCCCUCACCCAUGUAAUACGAGGGAAUCAUCCAUGGUUGCACCAAAUGAGAGGAGCAAUAAUGGCCAAGCUACUGCUGGUCACAACAAUGAUGGUGAUGCCGACGCUGAUGACGAGGAUGACUACGAGCACGAACAAGAACAUCACAGAAGAAAGAGGAGACGAUUGUUGCUUAUUGGGAGGGCAAAGUCGUUCUAA
Messenger RNA from Sordaria macrospora k-hell, 624 nucleotides. Lineage: Eukaryota; Fungi; Ascomycota; Sordariomycetes; Sordariales; Sordariaceae. The record is from RefSeq and is a predicted model, not a curated record.